This is a messenger RNA of Rubroshorea leprosula, 697 nucleotides long. NCBI's taxonomy places the organism in Eukaryota, Viridiplantae, Streptophyta, Magnoliopsida, Malvales, Dipterocarpaceae. The record is from the annotation of a GenBank genome assembly.
UUUUCACUAUACUACAAGCCCUGCCUCUCCUCCUCCCCCAACUCUCUCCAACCCAUUUCCUCAUUCCCUUCAAGCACUGAUGUUAGUGAUGGAGCACGGGGAGCCUAACGUUGUCCAAGCUAACAACGGUGGGUUUAUUGUAGAGGACGAUUUCAUUGUAUCUCCCAAGUUGUCGAACUUGUCUAGGGCUACCUUUAGGAACAUGAAGCUGAGAGGAAGAAGUGGGCCUCAACCAGGCUGUAGACGCUAUAUCCUAGAUAAUAACUCCCCCGGAAAUGGGUGGUUGCUGCUUGGCUGGAUAGCGGAGGAGCGCGUCGUCGGCUCCGGGAGGGUCUAUAAGUGCUAUUAUGAUCCGUCUGGACGUAUAUACCGCACCCAAUACGAAGUUCUUCAUGCGUGGGAGCAAUCUGGAUUGGUCCUUCUAGACAUGUUCAGCUGGCUUUUCUCCACAACUGGAUCGUCAUCGUCUCUAUCUAACCGUGGCAGUUUUUAAAUUUCUGGGACUGUAGUUUACAAUGAUAAACAAUAAUUAAUAGAAUAUAGUUUUUAUGUAUCCUUUGGUUUAUUAACCAUGGGCAAGCUCGUUUGAAGUUUGAGUUUCUUUAGUUACUUCUCCUGCUUAUGUACAAUUGCCGAAGUAUCUAAAUUUUUUACUCAAAUUUUUGAGUUUUAGUUCGAAUAAUUUAAAUAAAUUUAA